Toxorhynchites rutilus septentrionalis is the source of this 798-nucleotide messenger RNA. RefSeq lists its product as uncharacterized. The record is from RefSeq and is a predicted model, not a curated record. The transcript has a single exon. Gene Ontology annotation, biological process: DNA integration. Gene Ontology annotation, molecular function: nucleic acid binding. Lineage: Eukaryota; Metazoa; Arthropoda; Insecta; Diptera; Culicidae. Bases 1 to 798 code for a protein of 265 amino acids.
AUGUGGCAGGAUAUUUCAAAAGCGAGUAAAGAGGACACAGAAAUUCAAGAAUUUCUAGAGUUUCUAGAAAAGGGUGAGGUUCAAAAUUUGCCGAUCGUCUAUCGCGUGAUUGCCAACGAGUUAUGUGAGCUACAAGGUGUCCUUAUACGGGGUGACCGUAUUGUUGUACCGUGUUCGUUGCAGGAAAAAGUGCUGUUGACCGCUCACGAAGGACAUUCAGGGAUCACGAUGAUGAAGAAUCAUCUCCGGUCUCAUGUUUGGUGGCCUAAGAUGGAUGCGCAGGUAGAAAAGUUUGUGAAAAGUGGCAGAGGAUGUACAUUGGUGAGUGCUCCAGAACCUCCAGAACCGUUACAACGAAGCAAACUACCGAGUUCUCCGUGGCACACGAUUGCAUUGGAUUUUUUCGGUCCUUUGCCGGAAGGGCAACACCUCAUGGUUGUAAUAGACUACUAUAGCCGUUUCAUGGAGGUUUUCGAAAUGGAGACAAUAACGGCGUACGAUGUAAUAAGAGAACUUUCAAUUAUGUUUAGCCGAUACGGAAUCCCUUUCGUACUAAAAGCUGAUAACGCUCCUCAACUUCGCAGUGAUUGUGUAGAUUUGAAGGAAUUCUGUGAGGCAAACGGUGUCAGACUCAUGAACACAAUCCUUUACUGGCCACAAUCGAACGGUGAGGUUGAGCGACAAAACCGUUCGAUCGUCAAGCGUCUUCGUAUUGCUCAAAAACUUGGACAGGAUAGGUCAGUAAGUACGAUAUAUCUGUACAUCCAAGCAUCCUACAACAGGAAAAUCGCCGGGUGA